GGAGGAGGAGGAGGAGUGCGUGUGGUGGCGGUGGUGGGGAUUUACAGUCUCCCUUAACGCUUGCUGGGACCUAGGGAAAGAAGAGUUACACCAUGUACAGCAAGUGAAAGAAAGUCUCUGUGUGUGUUUUUGCAGAAGUUGAGGGUUUUCUCUGCUGCUUCCAGGAGUGAAAGCUGUGCCUUUAAUACUCAUUGAGAGAGAUACCUAAGAGAGAGAGUACUGCCCUGAAGGGAAAAGUUAAGGGAAACUGGGGAUUCGGCUACACUUGCCCCGAACCUCUUAACUGUUGGAUGUGGUGAUCUCCAUGGUAACUCAAACCCCCAGACUCUUGACAGCAGCCUGCGACAAGCAGCAUUCAACAGCUCAAAGAUCUCACAAACAGAGUGUGGAUCACACUUCUUAUAAACCUCAUCAUAUUGAGGUAGGGCUAAGAUGAGCAUAACCAGUGACGAAGUGAAUUUCUUGGUGUAUCGCUAUCUCCAGGAAUCAGGUUUUUCCCAUUCGGCCUUCACAUUCGGUAUUGAAAGUCACAUUAGUCAGUCCAACAUCAACGGAACACUAGUGCCACCUGCUGCCCUCAUCUCCAUACUUCAGAAAGGUCUGCAAUAUGUGGAGGCUGAGAUCAGCAUCAAUGAAGAUGGUACAGUAUUUGAUGGCAGGCCAAUAGAGUCACUAUCGCUGAUAGACGCAGUGAUGCCUGACGUUGUUCAGACCCGGCAACAGGCAUUCAGAGAGAAACUAGCUCAACAACAAGCCAGUGCAGCAGCAGCAGCAGCAGCAACGACAGCAACAGCAGGAACAACGACAACUGCUAUUUCCCAGCAGAACACACCAAAGAACGGAGAAGCCACUGUGAAUGGAGAGGAGAAUGGGGCACAUGCAAUAAAUAAUCAUUCAAAGCCAAUGGAAAUUGAUGGAGAUAUUGAAAUUCCUCCUAACAAAGCAACAGUCCUUCGGGGCCAUGAAUCAGAGGUGUUCAUCUGUGCCUGGAACCCUGUCAGUGACCUACUAGCAUCCGGAUCUGGAGACUCAACAGCCAGAAUAUGGAAUCUCAAUGAAAACAGCAACAGCGGUUCCACUCAGUUAGUUUUGAGGCACUGCAUAAGAGAAGGAGGACACGAUGUCCCCAGCAAUAAGGAUGUGACUUCAUUGGACUGGAAUAGUGAUGGAACACUGUUGGCUACAGGAUCAUAUGAUGGUUUUGCAAGAAUAUGGACAGAAGAUGGAAACCUUGCUAGUACCUUAGGUCAACAUAAAGGUCCUAUAUUUGCCCUUAAAUGGAACAAAAAGGGGAAUUACAUUUUAAGUGCUGGUGUUGAUAAAACAACAAUAAUUUGGGAUGCUCACACAGGAGAAGCCAAGCAGCAGUUUCCUUUCCAUUCAGCCCCUGCUCUGGAUGUAGACUGGCAGAACAACACUACUUUUGCCUCCUGUAGUACUGACAUGUGCAUUCAUGUAUGCAGACUUGGCUGUGAUCGCCCAGUUAAAACUUUUCAAGGACAUACAAAUGAAGUCAAUGCAAUUAAAUGGGACCCUUCUGGCAUGCUGCUAGCAUCCUGCUCUGAUGACAUGACAUUAAAGAUUUGGAGUAUGAAGCAAGAUACAUGUGUACACGACCUUCAGGCCCACAGCAAAGAGAUUUAUACUAUUAAAUGGAGUCCUACAGGACCAGGCACCUGCAACCCAAACUCCAACAUCAUGUUAGCAAGUGCUUCAUUUGAUUCUACUGUUCGGCUGUGGGAUGUUGAACGAGGAGUCUGCAUUCAUACAUUAACCAAACAUCAAGAACCUGUCUACAGUGUAGCUUUUAGUCCUGAUGGAAAAUACCUGGCCAGUGGAUCCUUUGACAAAUGUGUGCAUAUAUGGAAUACACAGAGUGGAACUCUAGUACAUAGCUACAGAGGCACUGGAGGCAUCUUUGAAGUCUGUUGGAAUGCUAGAGGAGAUAAAGUGGGAGCAAGUGCAUCAGACGGAUCGGUUUGCGUUCUAGAUCUGCGGAAGUAAAAAUGAAGUGUUUUAGAAGAAAUUUCAAAUGGACCAGCAGUGAAUGUGUGGGGAGAAGCACUCUUCAAAACAAUUCUUAACAGCUCCAGAACUGUAUGAACUUGAAAAAAGUUAGAGUGUACAAUGAAACAACUCUCCCUGGCCACAGAUGUCUAGUAUUUUGUCCGUAACCUUCAUCAAGGAGUAAAAACACAGUCACUUCAGAGGGGGAGGGGAUGGUUUCCACCUGAAACAUUCAGCCUUGGAAGCAUGAAGCCACCAGCUAGACAUUGCACUGUUUUGUUUGCAUCUGAGAACUUGCUCUGAUGGCUGAGAAAAAAAGCUGUGCCAAAAAAAAAAAAAAUACAAACAAAAAAAGCAAAAUGCUGUGAUAAACCAAAAAGGAAAAAAAAAUCCUCCUCCAUGUGGUGUUGUAUUUUUUUUCCUUCCAAUUUGGACACUACAGUUGCUCUCCCAAAGGACGUUCAAAGACCAGUUUGUACUGAUGAAAUGCGCAACUUUGUAAUCACAACACUUUCUAUUUUCUAGACUACUUUUUUGUUCAGUGGUUUUUCUAUCAGCUGGAAUAUUACAGUCUGGAAGAUCCCAGGCUUAGGUUGGAACUGAUUUUUUUCCUUUUAUUUUCCCUGCCACUUUUUCUUCUUCCUUCCUUUUUUUUCUUUCUUUUCUCUUCUUUUUCCCCCUCUUUUUUUCCUAUGUGCCUGUAGUAAAUGCAGCCAGGUGGACAUGACAGUGAAAACUUCUGACAGACUGCUUCUCCUUUCUUUUCUCUCCCUCUCUCUUUCUCUUCCCCCCACCCCCACUUAUUUAAAAAAAAUCCUCCAUGCUUCAGAUCUUAGCGUCUCAAGGGCACUUUCAGCAAAUUGUGUAAUAAGUGCUUUAUAUAAGAAUGCAGUGCCGGGGAAGCUUUUUACAGGAGAAAGAUGACUUUUAAGAGAAAGAACCCAGUGUAUUUUUGGAAAAAAAUAUUUUUUAUGUUAAACACAAUUUUAAAAGCCUAAAAUGGCCACUGAAGAUAAACUGGUUGUGUAAUUCCUAGAAAAGAAUGAUGCAAAUGGAAUCCAAGAUACAUGAAAGAUGCAGUAUCCUUUACUCUUCUCCCCCAGCUGAAUAACCACUGUAAGAAAAUUAUCAUUCGAUAUAACAGAUCAGUCAUUUUUUUAAAGAAAUAUUUUCCUGCAGCCAGAAGUUUCAAUAGUUUAAUUUCAUUUCUGUGGCUCUGUGUUGAUGUUGAUUUAAAUUUAUUAAAUGAACUUAGAAGUUUGA
Molecule: messenger RNA, 3270 nt
Organism: Gavialis gangeticus (Gharial)
Lineage: Eukaryota; Metazoa; Chordata; Crocodylia; Gavialidae
Gene: TBL1X
Product: transducin beta like 1X-linked
Exons: 17
Coding region: 433-2004 (523 amino acids)
Biological process (GO): regulation of transcription by RNA polymerase II
Cellular component (GO): histone deacetylase complex
Molecular function (GO): protein binding; transcription corepressor activity
Source: RefSeq, a predicted model, not a curated record